Molecule: messenger RNA, 2313 nt
Organism: Sphaeramia orbicularis (orbiculate cardinalfish)
Lineage: Eukaryota; Metazoa; Chordata; Actinopteri; Kurtiformes; Apogonidae
Product: E3 ubiquitin-protein ligase TRIM39-like
Exons: 3
Coding region: 101-1828 (575 amino acids)
Molecular function (GO): zinc ion binding; protein binding
Source: RefSeq, a predicted model, not a curated record
GAGCAGAGCUGCAGACGUGUCUGUGGAACCAUCGAACAAACCUUAAACCCACUUCAUCAGAUCUGUUUCCAGUCUCAGCAGAGUCUCUACAAACAGAGAUAUGGCUGCUGUCGGUCGCGUCCGAUCUGAAGAUCAGUUCCUGUGUUCCAUCUGUCUGGAUGUCUUCACUGAUCCAGUCACUACAUCAUGUGGACACAACUUCUGCAAAUCCUGCAUCUCUGAACACUGGAGGGUGAAUGUCCCAUAUCAGUGUCCCAUGUGUAAAGAGGUUUUCAACUUGAAACCUCAGCUGAAGAUCAACACUUUCAUCUCAGAGAUGGUGGUUCAGUUCAGACAUGAAGCUCAACAUGAACCAAACAUCUACAGCUCAGACCAACAAGCUGCCAAACCAGGAGAAGUUCCCUGUGACGUCUGCACUGAACCCAAACUGAAGGCCCUGAAGUCCUGCCUGGUGUGUCUGACCUCCUACUGUCAGACUCAUCUGGAACCUCAUCGGACAGUUCCAGCACUGAAAAGACAUCAGCUGAUCCACCCUGUGGAGAACCUGGAAGACAGGAUGUGUAGGAAACACGACAAACCUCUGGAGCUGUUCUGUAAAACCGACCACACAUGUAUCUGUCACCACUGCACCUACUCAGACCACAAAGGUCAUGAUGUUACUCCUCUGAAAGACGAACAUGAAGAACAGAAGCCAAAGCUGAAGAAGACAGAGGCUGAAAUUCAGCAGAUGAUCCAGGAGAGACGACUGAAGAUCCAGGAGAUCCAACGGUCAGUGAAGCUCAGUGAGAACGCUGCAGACAGAGAGACAGCAGAAGGUGUUGAGGUCUUCACUGCUCUGAUAGAGUCUGUUCAGAGAGGUCUGGACCAGCUCUUAGAGAAGAUCCAAGAAAAGCAGAGGAGCACCGAGAAACAGGCUGAAGACUUCAUCAAAGAGCUGGAACAGGAAAUCUGUGAGCUGGAGAAGAGAAGCACUGAGGUGAAGCAGCUCUCAGGCUCUGAAGACCACCUCCACUUUGUCCAGAGGUUCACAUGUGUCAAAGCUGCUCCAUCCAUGAAGACCUGGACAAAGGUCAGCGUCCGUCCACCAUCAUAUGAGGGGACUGUGGAGAGAGCUGUGUCUGAGCUGGAGGACAAACUCAGAGAAGACAUGAAGAAGGUGGUUAAAGCUGAGCUGAAGAGAGUCCAACAGUAUGAGGUGGAUCUGACUCUGGAUCCAGAUACAGCUUAUCCUUAUCUCAUCCUGUCUGAUGAUGGAAAACAGGUUCAUGAUGGUGAUGAAAAGAGGAACCUUCCAAACAAACCACAGAGAUUCUCUGAUUUUUGUUGCAUCUUAGCGAAGCAGAGUUUCUCUUCAGGCAGGUUUUACUUCGAUGUUCAGGUCAAAGGAAAGACUAAAUGGGAUUUAGGAGUGGCCAGAGAGUCCAUCAACAGGAAAGGAGAGAUCAGACUGAGACCUCAGUUCGGAUACUGGACCAUCAGGUUGAGAAAUGGAAAUGAGUACGACGCUUGUGCUGGUCCUCCUGUCCGUUUGUCUGUGAAGUCUGGUCUUCAGAAGGUGGGGGUGUUUGUGGAUUAUGAGGAGGGUCUGGUCUCCUUUUAUGACGUAGGUUCUUCAGUUCUCAUCUACUCCUUCAUUGGCUGCUGCUUCAAUGAUAAACUCCUCCCAUAUUUCAGUCCAUGUACAAAUGCUGGAGGUACAAACUCUGCUCCUCUGAUCAUCACUCCUGUCGACACUGAUUUUACAGUGAAGUCUCGAGUAAAAGCUUUGGAGAGAAGUUUUCGGCGUCCGGCUUUUCUUGAGAAACUUGUCAUCUAUCUGCUGAGCUAGCUACUAUACACACAAGCAGGGGCAGAAUACACACAAAAAAACACUGCUACGCUGAUUGAAAGACAACGUCGCAGGUCAGAUCUCAGUGUCGGGGCCCCUGUACUGUCUUCAUUUGAAACAAGAAAAACCAUUAAAUAUUGAAUGUUUGCUGAGUUGUUUUCUAUUUGUUCGUAGACAAACACAUGUAAUUAUUGUAAACACUGUCAUUAUCUUCACAGUAGCUCAGACGGAGGCUAUUCCAUAAUAUUUAAGACCAAAUAUAUUGAAAUGAUUCAUCAUUUAUUCAAAUAUGUUCUGAUUAAAUUUACUGAAGUUGAAAUCCAAUCAGUCCAUUUGAUAAAUCACAAACCUUCAACUUAUUUGGAUGAUUCUGCUCAAAUAUCUGAACUAUGUAUUUACAUGUAAACUAUGAAGAAAUAGAUGGAAAUAUUCACAUUAUUUCUUCUGUUUAAUGUAAAACUUCAAUAAAUAUAUUAAACUGUAAA